GAAUAGUUUAUGGUUCAUUGUCAAUGGCUAGAUGUAACAUCCUGUCAUGGAUAUAUUUCUAGUAAAAAUAAAAAUCGAUCGUCGAUUUUUCAAAUGUUACGACUCCAUGAGGAAACUCUAAAAACUGUUUUGAAGAAAUACAUAAUUUUAAGAAUAAAUGACUAACAGCAAUGCUAAAAUUCAGGUCCAGACUUUUUGUUGGAAUUAAAGCCGUCUGCACUGUACGAUCGGGUCUAAAAAUGUGCGCAAUGGCGAUGAAUACCAAGCCGUUUACUGUGUUUGUCGAAGGCAAUAUUGGUAGCGGCAAAACAACAUUUCUGGAACACUUUCGUCGGUUUGAGGAUAUUACCUUAUUGACUGAACCUGUGGAGGAAUGGAGGAACCUAAAAGGAUGGAACUUAUUGGACCUAAUGUACAAGGACACAGCUAAAUGGGCAAUGACAUUUCAAUCUUAUGUGUCUUUAACUAUGCUGGAGAUGCAUCAGAGGCCUACCCCUACCCCAGUGAAACUGAUGGAAAGGUCUUUGUACAGUGCUCGUCACUGUUUUGUGGAGCAUAUGAUGAGGAGUGGUACCAUACAUCCAGCAGAGUUUGCAGUUUUGGAUGAGUGGUUCAAAUUUAUCAUGAACCACAUACACAUUGAUGCUGACCUAAUUGUUUACCUGAAAACAACUCCAUCAGUGGUGUAUGAAAGAAUAAAGAAGAGAGCAAGAUCAGAGGAGCAGUGUGUCCCUCUGUCCUAUAUUGAAGAAUUGCAUAAACUACAUGAAGACUGGCUAAUUAAUAGACAACAUGCAGAAUGCCCUGCCCCAGUUUUAGUGUUAGAUGCUGACUUGGAUCUGUCUCAAAUAACAGAAGAAUAUAAGAAGAGUGAGCACCAAAUAUUGAGGAAAGCAGUUGAUGUGGUGAUGAGAUCACCUAACAAGCUUAGCCCUAAGAAACCAAUUACUACCUCCCCUAUACAAAUAGUGCCUCAAAGAAGAAUAUUAUAAGAUUAACAGCAUUUUUUAUUUUUAAAACCAUUUACUUAGUUUACCUUUGACUUGUGUUCUUUAUGACUUAUUACUUUUAAUGUUAGUUUUAAAGAUUAAUUAAUGAAAAGAUCACAAAAUGAUAGUGUAAUAAUAUAUGUAUGAUAGAUGAUAAUAUGUGAUUUAUGUCAGAGACUUAUAAAUGAGCCUUAAUAUAAUUAUAUUCCAUUGUGCUUUAGACACUUUAGAAAGUUAAUUCUUAUAAGAUUUAACUAAAAAUAGUUAUAUGUUCUGGAACAUUCAAUGUGAGAUAAAACAAUUUAUAAAUUUGUUUACUGUACUCCUUAUAUAUCAUUUUUUUAGUAUGUUUGUCUGAUAAAAAAUCUGAUAUUUAUAAUUCUUAGUUUUAGUUGUGUGUAUUGUAUUGUGAAAAUUGCAUUUACUUUUAGAAGUUCAAUUGUUUGUAUUAUGCCAAUGAAUUUAAAUCAGCACUGUACU
Molecule: messenger RNA, 1469 nt
Organism: Spodoptera exigua (beet armyworm)
Lineage: Eukaryota; Metazoa; Arthropoda; Insecta; Lepidoptera; Noctuidae
Source: the annotation of a GenBank genome assembly